AUGUUUUUGAUAUCCAACUUUUUUAAGGGCUUGUGCGGCGGCACCUACCUGGAACUUGGGGGAUCGGAUGGCGUGACAUUUUCAAACUCGCACCUUUUUGAGUUUGCUUUCGAGUGGAGUGGUGUUCUGAUAGAACCGAAUCCUUCCAGUUUCGAAAAGUUACAGAAGAACAGAUCGAAUAAUCAUUUGCGUCACGCAGCUAUCUGCGAGUCUGCUCAAACCGUUCAUUUUGUCACUGAAGGCCAUGGCGCAGUUUCGGGAAUUUACGAGUUCAUGGCCCCUAGUUUCCGAGAACAGUGGUAUCCGGAUCUCAACAAAUCUUCAGAUUUCACUCGUCCUAAGCACGUCGAUUAA
Ostreococcus tauri is the source of this 354-nucleotide messenger RNA. RefSeq names its product Methyltransferase FkbM. The record is from RefSeq and is a predicted model, not a curated record. The transcript has a single exon. The coding region runs from base 1 to 354 and encodes 117 amino acids. Lineage: Eukaryota; Viridiplantae; Chlorophyta; Mamiellophyceae; Mamiellales; Bathycoccaceae.